Ylistrum balloti is the source of this 5330-nucleotide messenger RNA. RefSeq names its product sodium- and chloride-dependent glycine transporter 1-like. NCBI's taxonomy places the organism in Eukaryota, Metazoa, Mollusca, Bivalvia, Pectinida, Pectinidae. Gene Ontology annotation, cellular component: membrane. The transcript has 14 exons. Bases 13 to 2049 code for a protein of 678 amino acids. The record is from RefSeq and is a predicted model, not a curated record. Gene Ontology annotation, biological process: sodium ion transmembrane transport.
CCAGGAGAAAAAAUGAGUAAAUCACGUAUAUCUUCAGACGAAUUUGUCACAGCUGAUUUAGGACUUUUGGAAGAAAAAGAGAAAGCCUUGGAACAAUCUUCUAAUGACUCCAGUAGCAGCUCGACCAGUUCAGAGAGUACAGAUGAAACUUCGAGGGGGAAUUGGUCAGGGCGACUGGAUUUCCUCCUCUCCUGUAUCGGUUAUGCCAUAGGUCUGGGAAAUAUUUGGAGGUUCCCUUACCUCUGCUACAAAAAUGGAGGAGGGGCAUUUCUCAUACCCUAUACCAUAUUUCUGGUGCUGUGUGGAAUCCCUCUGUUUUUCAUGGAGGUGAUAUUUGGACAGUUUGCCAGCCUUAGUCCAAUCACUAUCUGGAGGAUUUGUCCACUAUUCAAGGGUGUUGGGUAUGGUAUGGUGAUAAUUUCCGGAAUUGUGUGUGUGUAUUACAACAUCAUCAUUUCCUGGACCCUCUACUACUUGUACCAUUCUCUUCGAGCUGUCUUACCUUGGAGCACAUGCAACAACUGGUGGAAUACAGAACAGUGUUACAUACGUACUGGCCUCAAUACCACAACGCAAGCCAACAAUGAAACAACAACAACGAAUAAUUUCAACCGCACCUUGACUGCUCAUAACACGUCAUCUCACCAUGUCACAGCAGGAAAUUCUUCUCUGGUCGCUGGAAAUGUGUCUGCUGCUGUUCAGAGUGUUACUAACAGGAUGACAGCCAGUGAGGAAUUCUGGGAGAGAGGAGUGCUACAGAGGACAAGUGGGAUAGAGGACAUGGGAGAAGUGAGGUGGGAACUCCUCAUCUGUCUCUUCCUUGCCUGGAUUGUCAUCUUCCUCUGCUUGUGUAAAGGUGUCAAGUCAUCCGGGAAGGUUGUGUAUUUUACAGCUACCUUCCCAUACCUAGUGCUGCUGAUUCUACUUGUUCGUGGAUUGACACUCCCCGGCGCUGGAGAAGGCAUUAAGUUCUAUCUUAUCCCAGACUUCAACAAGCUUAAAAACUUUCAGGUGUGGGGUGAUGCUGCAGUACAGAUUUUCUACUCCAUAGGUCCUGCUUGGGGUGGUCUUAUCACCAUGGCAAGCUAUAACAAGUUCCAUAACAACUGUUACAGGGAUGCCAUGAUCGUGCCCUUUGUUAACUGUGGGACCAGUGUCUUUGCUGGGCUGGUCAUAUUCUCUGUGCUUGGAUUCAUGGCCCAUGAAACAGGAGUGGACAUAGAAAAAGUCGUCACACAUGGCCCCGGACUGGCAUUCGUGGCAUACCCGGAGGCAAUGACAACACUUCCUAUCUCCCCUCUUUGGGCUGUCCUCUUCUUCCUGAUGUUGUUUACAGUUGGACUUGAUACCCAGUUUGGGAUGUUUGAAACUAUGACAAGUGCAUUUGUGGAUGAGUUCCCAGAUCUCCUCGCAAACAGGAAAGAACUAUUUACAGCUCUCAUGUGUUUUAUCGAGUUCCUGUUGGGUGUCCCUUGUGUGAUGCAGGGAGGUGUGUACAUUCUCCAGAUUAUGGAUUGGUACUGUGCAACAUUUUCCCUCAUGCUCCUCUGCUUAGCUGAGUGUAUAGCUAUCGCCUGGAUUUAUGGAGCGGACCGUUUUUACAAGGACAUAGAACUUAUGAUUGGUUACCAGCCAAACAUUUGGUGGAAAAUCUGCUGGUGUUUUAUCUCUCCUUCCAUGAUUACGUUUGUGUGGAUAUUCAGUGUAUCAAGCUUCACUCCAGUGACAUACGGAGAUUACGAGUACCCAAGCUGGGGAAUCGCCCUUGGCUGGAUGUUUGGUCUGGCUUCCCUGGUACCUAUUCCGCUAUGUGCUAUCAUCUCCAUCUGGUGUGAACGUGGAUCUCUUGUCUCGAGAAUACAAAAGCUUUGUCAGCCAACUGAAGACUUCGGCCCAGCUGUACCAGAAUAUCGGGAGAAAUACUUUGCCUCACUGGAUACGAGACGUUCUUACUUCCCUACACUCCGCAACAGAUGUCCACGGUCCAAACUUUCUAUGACAGAACUUCGCUCAUCACCAGAGUCGCAGAUCUUCAUUACAUCAUCAUGAGACUGAUGUUACAGAACACACUUGUCAAGGUUUUGUCAUGUGAUUCAUUUUAGUUAUUACAUAACUGGAUUAUUAUAGUUACUUGGUCAUUUUCUGACCUCAAACUGUUUGCUGUAGAACUGUCUCCAUCUUUUCAGAUGUUUUCCACGUCAGAAACCAUACACACAGCAGAUCGACAGUCUCUUCAUGGCUUAUUUCUUUGGUUUAUUCCAUAUGUCCUGAAGUGCUUAACUGUUGCCUUGUGACAGUCUGACUUCCUCUGUGUUGUCCAGAGGUUGUUUAUAGGCUUACGAUCUGACUAAACUUUAAAUUCAAUGAUUUACACAAUAUUGAACUGCAAAACUAUAAACUGAAUACAAUAUCAUCAAAAUUUAUGUAAAAGAAAAAAAAAAAUUUCAAUAAUGAAUUAGUUGAAAUGUUUUUAGAAAAGAAUCAUGAUUAGAUUUAAAUCAGUAUGUUUUUAGACCGGUGUUUUGCCUAUAGUGUUUUAGGAUAGCUAGAACUUCAAAUGUUUUGAUACUUGUAUAGAAUAGAAAGUGAAGUCUGUAGUGUGGGGAUUUACACUUGUGAUAUUAUAUGAGCGGUGUUAGGAAUGACUGCCCAGAAAAUCACAUGUAUAUUAUUCAAGCUAGGUUAUGUUUAUAUGUAAAAAUAUUUCUAAGAAUCUUUAACAAUAAUUCAUUUUUAACUAACUGAUAACUACAAUAAAAUUUUCAAGGAAAAGAAUAAACAACAGUGAUUGUACUCACCGUUUACAAAAUUGGAGGGUCAUUGAGUUCUUGUGUAUAUUAAUGUCAGACCCUGGUCACUAAAAUGAUGUCUGUAUUUAUAUAUAAGUUCAGAAUUUACGAUUUGGACAUUAUUAAUCAUUGGUAAGUUAAGUACUUCUAUGUUGAAGUAUUUUUCUUGUACAGAAUUAUUAUAGGUAAAAUACCAUGCAUAAAUGAAUACUUGAUUGUACAAUUUGAAUAACAUAUUUUUUUAUAUAUGAAAAACCCCUAUUUGAACAUUUUUACUUAAUUUUCUAGUCAGUUUACAUGUGAUGGACUAUUGAACGACAUGUUAUUUUAGCUACAUUUAUAUAGAACGUGAGAUGAAAGGCUUAAAUCCGAAAACCUUCAAGUGGAAGAUUGAAAGCCUAAAAGGCUUAUCAAUGUAACUUUUUCUAGUUGUAAAGGAACAAUAUCUAGAUAUCAAUGCAAUAUCAUGUACCAUAUAUGGAUAUACCAUUCAAUGUCGUUUUGUACCGUCUUCAGAAAAGUCAUCUCUGACAUAUUUUUUCAGCAAGAAGGGUGCUAAUUAUUUCCUCAACAGUAUUGAUGUCCCAUAGAAUGAUGACAUAGAGUAAAUUCAUUUUAAAUUUCCAUUCCCAUCUUCUUUAAUGACAAGAUCUUCGUGUGAAAUAUUACAGCCGUUAUUUUGUACAUAUUCAAAUCAAGAGUAGAAUAUGUCACAAAUAGAUUGAUAAUUUGUAAAGCUGUAAUCCAGCAUUGUCGAAAUUCUCUCACUAACCAGUCAGAAGAGGAUAUAAUUAAGCUUUAUACUCAGUACUAAGUCAUUAUCUAAUGUUUUGUGAUCAAGUAGCUCAGUGGUAACCCAAUGGCCUUUCAUUGAGACAUCCGGAGUUAAUUCUCCAAACAGACACGCAAAGGUAUGGGAUCAUUCGCCUGACCACACUAGUGUUUCUUAGGUAUUUCAGUAUUCUCCCACAUUAAGACCCCUCACAGGCUUUAUCCAGGCAAACAAGACUGAUUAAUAUAAGAUUUGAUUACUGUGGUAAGAAUAUUUUUUGUUCUUUUUCCCGGUAUUUUGUUGAUAAUUUUAUACGUGAUCAUUUUUGUAGAUUUUUUACAUUCCGUUCACAGGUUUAGUAGGUGUUGUUAAGGAGUACCAUUCAGUUACAGUCAGUAUGACCAGAUCACAGCAUUUUAUCAAUCAUUUUUAUAGAGUAGCUGCCAUUGCCAUGAUAUGACGCUGACAUAGCUCCAAACCAUACAGUUCAUCUUCAAAGAUAUUUCUUCAAUUUGUAUGUGUGUAUUAUUAGUCUGUUCAGAGCCAUACAGCGACGCCUACUAGAUAUAUAUUACAAGUCUUUCUGGGUUGAACAUGUACAUCCAUAGUUGAUAGUUGGCCGAGAGACUCAGUUUGUUCAUUUAGGAUAUUUUGCAUGACACAACAUUAUACAGAUAUUUGAUUUUAAUGUUAAUGUUUUUUGUUGAAAUACAUUUUUCAUUGAAAAAUGUGCUCAAUAUGGAUGUGGAGUAGGAGAAUCAAACUUUGCUUGGGGUUCUUUUUUAUCAAAUGUGCAAAGGUUUAAGCAUAGAUAUAUUAAGGUACCCUCUGGAGUUCAUUGGAUAAAAGUUAGGUUUGUUUUUUAUAAUAUAAAAAUUUUAAAUGUAAAAAAAAAAAUUCUUUUACGUGUCUUUGUAGGAUAAGAGUAUUCUUCCCUCAGGUCAGAAACAAAAGUGUGAAGCCCGCAGCAGAGGAUCAAGUUUUAUCACUUUUAAUGAUGGUGGAAUAUCUUUAUUUCAAUGAUACAGUAAUUAUUGUGAUAAAGAGUUUAUGACAUAUCAAAUAGGUUCAGUAAUUAAUGUGAUUCAGAGGUUUGAGUCAUAAAGGUUUACCCGAUAUUUAAAGAGCCACUUAUUUAGCACUCUCAAAGCAGUGUCAUCAGUUUGCUGAAAUUAUCAGUUUGUUUUGUCGCGCUUAAGAAGAGAAGAUAAAUCUGUUUUGUUGUGUAAAGGCCUUCUAUAAUUGGUUGGGGCAAUGUUUUACUGAAAUUCACAUGUGUAGCUUAUAAGGCUUAUAUCUAGCUUUGCCUAGGAAAGUCUCUGUGUAAAAGUGUUAGAGUAUUUUAUACAUUGCACAUCUCAUAAUGAGAUUCACACAUUUUUAUUAUAAAUUCACCGUUUGUGCUUAUAAGUUAGUAAAUUUUUAAAUUCAUAUGUUUAGCAAAGAAUGAGGUCAAGAAUGAAUUAAUGAGGCAUUUUAUAAAAGAUAAGUAAAUUUGUUUUGCCAAACAUUGUGUUUUGUCAGGUCUGUAAAGCUCAAAUAACUACAUAAAUUGGUUGAGUAAUUAUCAUAUACAUGGUUUUGAUUUUCAUUACAUUGCUGAAUAUAUAGCUACUUGUAUUGAACUAUUAUUACACUAAAUUAGCCGAUAAAAACUCUGUCUUGACAAAAACUACAUAUGUUAUUAAGGCUUGAUUUGCAAUGCAGCUGUAUGUUUUGAUAUUCAAAGAAAAAUAAUACUAGGCAGUAAAAUUAUCACUGGAAACAUU